Suhomyces tanzawaensis NRRL Y-17324 is the source of this 2178-nucleotide messenger RNA. It is a transcript of the gene APL2, whose product is annotated as Apl2p. Gene Ontology annotation, cellular component: membrane coat. Gene Ontology annotation, molecular function: clathrin binding. Bases 1 to 2178 code for a protein of 725 amino acids. Gene Ontology annotation, biological process: vesicle-mediated transport; intracellular protein transport. The record is from RefSeq and is a predicted model, not a curated record. Lineage: Eukaryota; Fungi; Ascomycota; Pichiomycetes; Serinales; Debaryomycetaceae. The transcript has a single exon.
AUGUCGUUGGAAAAGAGAAUCAGAAACUUUCUCAAGGGCCCAAAGAAGGGCGAAACCUUCGAAUUGAAGAGCGGGUUGGUCUCCCAAUACAAGGGCGAAAGAAAGGAUGCCAUCCAGCGUGUGAUUCAAGCCAUGACCGUGGGUAAAGACGUGUCUGCCCUCUUCCCCGAUGUUUUGAAGAACAUCGCCACCUACGAUCUCGAGCAAAAGAAGUUGGUGUAUCUCUACUUGAUGAACUAUGCCAAGACCCACCCGGAAUUGUGUAUUUUGGCUGUCAACACCUUUGUUCAGGACACCGAAGAUCCCAACCCAUUGAUCAGAGCUCUCGCAAUCAGAACCAUGGGAUGUAUCAGGGUCUCGAAGAUGGUCGACUACAUGGAAAUCCCUCUUCUGAGAACCUUGAAGGACGACAAUCCCUACGUGAGAAAGACUGCUGCUAUUUGUGUGGCUAAAUUGUUCGAUUUAAACCCAGAAAUGUGCGUGGAGUUCGGCUUCUUGGACCUGUUGAAGGCGUUGUUGAAGGAUCCAAACCCCAUGGUCAUUGCAAAUUCGUUGAACGCUCUCUACGAAAUCAAAGACAUGAACAAGGACCCAAACUUGGAUGUAUUGCCCAUCACUCAAGAUCUUAUCAAGAAUUUGUUAACUUGUCUUAAUGAGUGCACCGAAUGGGGAAGAAUUAGUAUUUUGACUACCUUGACAGACUACCAUACUUCAAAUGUCGAAGAGGUCAACCACAUUAUCGAAAGAGUCAUCCCCCAGUUGCAACACGUCAACCCUUCUGUUGUAUUGAGUUCUAUCAAAACAAUCAUUCAUCACUUGGAUGUAAUUCCAUCUCAGGCUCAAAGAAGUACCAUUCUCAAGAAAUUGUCUUCUCCGUUGGUAUCUUUGGUCAGUUCUUCAAUUCCUGAGGCUCAAUAUGUUGGGUUGAAAAAUAUCAGAAUCAUUUUGGAAAAGUACCCACAAAUCUUGUCAAAAGAGCUUCGUGUCUUUUUCAUAAGAUACUCUGAUCCAUUAUACUUGAAAUUGGAAAAGCUCGAGAUCAUGAUAAGAUUGUGCAAUGAGCACAACAGUUCAUUGUUAUUGAGUGAAUUGAAAGAGUAUGCCAUGGAAUUUGAACCUGCCUUGGUUUUGAAGUCCAUCAGAUCCAUUGGAUCGGUAGGUAUCAACUUGAUUAGUUGCGUGGUCAAAUCAAUCAACUUGUUAGGAGAUUUGAUUGACCAAAGAGGAGGAGACUUGAUUAUCAAUGAAGCAGUCAUUGUUUUGACCAACAUUUUAAGAAGAUAUCCAGGAAAGAAUGAUUUGAUCACUUUAGUGAUUCCAAUCAUUUCCAAUCAUAUUCAAGAGUUGGAAAAGUCUGAAGCUUUAUCGGGGUACAUCUGGUUGUUGGGAGAAUAUCCAAAGUACUUCUCAGGUUUAAAGGAAAAAUUGAGUAGUUUGCUUGAAGGAUUUUUGGAGUACGAGUCGUCCUUACAGUUGAACAUUCUUACCACGAUAGUCAAAGUCAAUCUUAAGGUUCCUGGUCAAGCAUAUUCUGGCCUUCUUCAGAAGGUUUUGGAAUUGACUACCAAGGAGUGUGAAAAUGCAGAUGUUAGAGAUAAGGCCUAUUUGUACUGGAGAUUAUUAUCCUCUUCGUCCGAUGACUCGCAACAAAAGGUCAUAUUAUCGAAGUUACCUCCAAUCAAAUCUACCGUGUCUUCUUUCAAUCCGAACGUCUUAGAAAUAUUGAUUCAAGAAUUGUCGACCAUGUCCUCGGUUUUCCACAAACCCGCAUUUACUUUCAUUGAAUCGCCUAAAGCCACAGAAAAGAAGAGGGCCGGGUCAUCUGCUAGAAAUAUAGAAGAUUUGAAGAAUUUGGCCAAACAAGAAAUCAUCAACAAUGUCAAGAACGAGAACUUGCUCGAUUUUGAUGACGAUGAUGAUGAUAAUGAUCAGAAUGGAGAGUCUCAAGGUGGUAGCAGCAACUUGUUAGAUGAGUUGAAUGAUUUGUUCAAUACCCCCACUGUACCUGGAGGACAAUCAUCUCAAGGCUCAGGGUCGUCUAGUGCUAAUGAUAUCUUGAGCUUGUUCAAUGCCCCAAAUCCAACUUCGGUAAACGGGGUAAGUCAAGGUGUAGGCUCUAUGAACUUGAACAGCCAGCCAAAAAAUAACACCAAUAGCGAUAUUUUGGAUCUUUUCUGA